AUGCCUUUCAAAUUUCUAUCUAUCGCGCUUCUAUUCGCUCGAGCAGUCACCAGUUCACCAGUUACUGAAAGAGACCUUGACAAACGAGCUCUUCAACCAGUACUCAAAACAAACUUCCCAGACCCUGCAGUGAUUUGCGAUGUCGGAACUGCAAGCGGUGCUUUUUUGGCCUUUGCCACAGAAGGAAACGGCCAUAAGGUUCAAGUCGCACAAAGCUCUAACGGCUGGGGUGGACCAUGGAAUCUACUGAACAGAGAUCUGCUGCCAAAUCCAGGAGCCUGGUCAACGGGGAAUGCUGUCUGGGCUCCAGAUGUUCGAAAGAUUGGCUCAAAAUACGUCCUCUACUACGCUGCUCAAACGAAAGCAGAUGUCACCAAACACUGCGUGGGAAGCGCAAUUGCAGAUAAUGUUCUGGGCCCUUAUACGGCACAAUCUGAGCCCAUCGACUGUUCUCUCGUCGCUGGUGGAGCGAUUGACAUUUCUGGUUUUACGGAUACGGAUGGAAAAAGAUACGUGGUCUAUAAAAUUGAUGGAAACGGGCUCUGUGGAAACCCAAAUAAAGGACCUCAAGCAACACCCUUGAUGCUCCAAGAAAUGGCAGGAGAUGGCAUUACGAAGAUCGGAGAGCCAAUUAAAAUCCUUGAUAAAGGACCUGGCGACGGACCUCUCAUCGAAGCACCGAAUCUCAUCAAAGUCAAUGGCAUAUAUAUCAUGUUUUUCAGCAGUAACUGUUAUAACUCCGGGCUUUAUGAUAUCAGCUAUGCAACAGCGACAUCAAUCAAGGGGCCUUAUACUAAGGCUGCACCGGCCUUGCUUCUACCAGGCAAUUCUUGGGGUCUGGUAAAUCCAGGUGGAGCACAAGCUACCGAUGAUGGGAAAGGCUUGGUUUUUCACGCGGACUGCUUGACGAAUUCUAGGUGCAUGCAUUAUAGGGAUAUCAAGAUUGAAGGCAAAAUUGUUAGUUUUGUUUAG
Hymenoscyphus albidus is the source of this 972-nucleotide messenger RNA. The record is from the annotation of a GenBank genome assembly. NCBI's taxonomy places the organism in Eukaryota, Fungi, Ascomycota, Leotiomycetes, Helotiales, Helotiaceae.